Molecule: messenger RNA, 1520 nt
Organism: Oryza brachyantha (malo sina)
Lineage: Eukaryota; Viridiplantae; Streptophyta; Magnoliopsida; Poales; Poaceae
Exons: 1
Coding region: 28-1245 (405 amino acids)
Molecular function (GO): protein binding
Source: RefSeq, a predicted model, not a curated record
GCGAGUUCUGCGGAGAGAGAGGAGGAGAUGGAACCGUGCGUGAGAAGCCAGAGCGGCGGCGUCAAGAAGAAGCCGAUGACCUCGCCGCCGUUCGACGCCGUCGGCGACGAUCUCCUCCGCGAGGUACUCCUCCGCCUCUCCAACAUGGCGUCGCUCCUCAGCGCCGCCCUCGCCUGCAAGCGCUGGCACCGCGCGGCCUCCGACACCACCGUUCUCCGGCGCUUCCUCCCGCUCCGCCGCCCCCCGCUCGUCGGCUUCAUCCUCACCGACCGCGGCGACAUGCCCGUCCCCCGCCACCGCCCCAACCUCCGCUUCGUCGGCGCCACCGCCCGUAGGCCCAGUCUGGCAUCCGCCGGCGCCGAUUGCGACGUCUUCUUCGAAGACCUCCCCGAUAUCGAUUCGGACGUCGACGACGAGUGGCGCAUCCGCGGCUGCGACGGCGGCCGCCUCCUCCUAUCCUGGGGCCGGUACGCGUCCCACCUCGCCGUCUACGAUCCCCUCGCGCGGACUGCCAUCUUCUUCCGCCCACCCAGUGCCUUCCGUGCAUCGUUCCACGUGGUCAGGUACGCGAUCACCGUCAACGACGCCGACGCCUCGUUCCGGGUCGUCGCCAUGGUGGACAGCAUCUCCUCCGCCGUGUUCUCCUCCCACACCCGCGAAUGGACCGUGUUCGACAUCGUCGACGACGACGAGGGAGAAGAUCUGUAUUACUACCGCUUCGACGACAGCGACGGCAUGCCCGCCGGGCGCUUCGUGUACUGGCGUUCGAACCGCCAGAACGAGAAGCGGAUCUUGCUGCUCGACAUGACCACCAUGGAGUGGACGGUCAUCGCGCCGCCGUUCGCAGCAGGGGAGUCGUACUGCGUCGCCGACAUGGCGGAGCACGGCGGGCUGUGCCUCCUGUCCAGCAGGGACCAGAUCCUCGAGCUCUGGGUCCGCAGCAGCAGCAGCAAUGGCGGAUCACCGUGGCUGCUCAAGAAGACGAUCUCACUGUUCGAUCGGUUCGGAUACCUGAAGACGCUGCGGCGUGAGGAGUGGAUGAAGAGGGUGCGCGUCCUCGCGGCGAAGGCUGGCUAUGUCUACAUGGAGUUCUGGUCCAUCAGGAAGCCCAACUCCUAUCUCCUCGUCCUCGAUCUCGACACCACGAAGCUGGAGAUGUUUCGCAACGAUUCGGAUGAGCCUUUCAGGGGUCCUGCAUUUCCCUUCUUCUUGCGUCUGGCACCCCUGCUUGAUGGAACUUCUUAAUAGGUAAUGGUGUUCUAUUUAGUUUGCUUGUUAUAUCGCUUUUCUUCAUUUUUCAGUUAGAUUCUGGACAAAUCAUUCUUUUUUAGCAUAAGCACCAAAUUCUGGAUUGGUAUCUGGCUUCAGAUGUUUAGUUUUAAAACUCAUUUGGAAAGGUUACUCCUUCGUUCCAAAUUGUAACCAUUUCUGACUAUGUAUUUGGAUAUCCCUUCGUUUAGGUACAUAGCCAGCAAUGCAUCUAGGGAUGUUUAGAUGGGGCUAAACUUUUUAGCCCUAUA